This is a messenger RNA of Cajanus cajan (pigeon pea), 1509 nucleotides long. Its product is annotated as zeatin O-glucosyltransferase. The record is from RefSeq and is a predicted model, not a curated record. NCBI's taxonomy places the organism in Eukaryota, Viridiplantae, Streptophyta, Magnoliopsida, Fabales, Fabaceae. Gene Ontology annotation, molecular function: UDP-glycosyltransferase activity.
UAAGUAACAGAUUAUACUCCUUCCCAUGGCUUCUAACGGGAAAAACCUUGUCCAUGAAACCCAAGUGGUGGUUGUUAUGAUACCUUUCUCUGCACAAGGCCAUCUCAACCAGCUUAUGCACUUUGCACGUCAAAUCUUGUUACACAACAUACCAGUCCAUUAUGUUAGCACAGUCACACAUAUUCGUCAGGCCACACUUAGAUACAACAAUUCCACUUCAAACAUUCAUUUCCAUGCCUUUCAAGUUCCACACUUUGUUUCCCCUCCUCCAAACCCAGAAGAAAAUCACCCAUCGCAUCUACUUCCAUCCUUUGAGGCCACCUCACAUCUUCGUGAGCCUGUUAGGGAGCUUCUUCAGUCCCUCUCAUCUCAAGCCAAAAGGGUCAUAGUCAUCCAUGACUCUGUCAUGGCCUCAGUGGCACAAGAUGCCACAAACAUGCCCAAUGUUGAGAACUACACUUUUCACAGCACAUGUGCCUUUACCACCUUCGUUUAUUUCUGGAAGAAAAUGGGAAGGCCUUCAUUUGAAGGAUUGCAUGUCCCAGAAGGAAAACUUCCUUCUUUCGAAGGAUGCUUCCCAACCCAAUUCUUGGAUUUCUUGAUUGCACAAAGUGAAUUUCUCAAAUUCAGUGAUGGAAACAUCUUCAACACAAGCAGGGAAAUUGACGGUGUUUACCUUGAGUUGAUGAAGGGUGUGACUGGUGGCAAGAAAAUUUGGGCACUGGGACCGUUCAACCCUUUAACCGUUGAGAAGAAGGGUUCAAAAGGAAGAAGGCACUCAUGCAUGGAGUGGCUUGAUAAACAAGAGCCAAAGUCAGUCAUAUAUGUGUCUUUUGGGACUACAACAACUUUGAAAGCGGAACAAAUCCAACAGAUUGCAACUGGGUUGGAACAAAGCAAGCAGAAGUUCAUUUGGGUGCUUAGAGAUGCUGACAAAGGAGACAUCUUUGAUGCAAAUGAAGCAAAAAGGCAUGAUUUUUCAAAUGGGUUUGAGGAGAGAUUUGAAGGGAUAGGGCUUGUUGUGAGGGAUUGGGCACCCCAAUUGGAAAUUCUGAACCACCCUUCAACAGGGGGGUUUGUGAGUCAUUGUGGAUGGAACUCAUGCUUAGAGAGCAUAACCAUGGGGGUGCCAAUAGCAGCAUGGCCUAUGCACUCUGACCAGCCACGAAACUCAGUUUUCAUGACACAGGUGCUCAAGGUUGGUUUAGUUGUGAAGGAUUGGGCCAAGAGGGAUGUGUUGGUUACUGCUUCGGUUGUUGAGAAUGCUGUGAGAAGGUUGAUGGAAACAAAGGAAGGUGAUGAGAUGCGAGAGAGAGCAUUGAGGCUUAAAAAUGCCAUCCACAGGUCCAUGGAUGAAGGUGGAGCUUCUCGCAUGGAAAUGGAAUCUUUCAUUGCUCAUAUCACUAAGUAGUCUUAUGGAUUAAUAUUAGUUUGUGGUUCCUUUUUGAAUAAGACAGAAUUUGAAUUCAUGAAUAAGUUAAUGCGCAGAAUAGGAUUGGCAUGAAAAUA